Colletotrichum karsti is the source of this 2499-nucleotide messenger RNA. Its product is annotated as C6 zinc finger domain-containing protein. Gene Ontology annotation, molecular function: transcription cis-regulatory region binding; DNA-binding transcription factor activity. Gene Ontology annotation, cellular component: nucleus. The transcript has 4 exons. Gene Ontology annotation, biological process: positive regulation of transcription by RNA polymerase II. The record is from RefSeq and is a predicted model, not a curated record. Lineage: Eukaryota; Fungi; Ascomycota; Sordariomycetes; Glomerellales; Glomerellaceae.
CUGGAGGCAUACGACGCCUCUGCAGGCGUCCUCGUGCCAGGCUUUGGCCUUGGUCCGGCGGUGCUGCACCCCUUUGAGCAUCCGCCCCUUGAUUUCGGCAGCGAGUCUUAUCUCGACGUCGACGACGACGACCAGGUCUCCUCUCUAUCCUUCGGCUUCUCUUCCGACUUCACCACUGAUUUCAGUCUUGGCAACGACGCAGCAGCGCUCCAGCAGCCCUCCAACUCGUCUUAUCUCAAGCACUACCCUCAGCAACAACACCACCAUCACCACCAUCACAGUCAACCCUACAACACCGCCGAUAUGAAUUUGCCCAGCUCUCACAUCCCGCCCCGCCGCAGCGCGAGCAUUCACUCUCUCACCCCCUCCCGCGACCUCAUCGUCGCCGCAAAGUCCCCCGGGAAGUCGGCCGCCGCCGCCGCCGCGACAGCCACGAAAUCGAAACGAGUGAGAACGGGGUACGUGCAAGUGAAGAAGCCGCCGUUUAUGCCUCCCACGGUUGAGUGGUCGGUACAAUUCCAAGACGAAUCUAGGCAGAUCGCAUCAGAGUACGUCGGAGGACUGGGCCGAUACGCGCAUCUGGACAGACAAGCUGUCGCCGCCCCGCGCCGCGAGACGAGCCAUCUGGAGCCGACACUCCGGCACCAGGGUCACCUCCUCCCUCACGCCCGCGCCGCUCCCGGCCCGGACAUCUCGGUCUCGCCCCGGACUCACCUCCAGCACCACCCUCCGCCUCCGCCUCCGCCGUCAUACGCCUAUCCCCAACACAGCCGUCCCGAGCCCCCGAGAAUCGCAGACUACCCGCCUCGCCGCGAAAGCGAGACUGCCUACCUCACCCCGCAGAACUCGGCCCACCCUCACCCGUACGGUCACUACGAGCACUAUGCCUCCGUCCGCGAUGGCGCCAACCGCUCUCACGCCCACCGCGACAGCGACGCCUCGUCUGCCGCGUCGAUCGUACCGCAACCCACCGCGCCGCCCCCGAGCUACCGCUCCAGCGCGGCCGCCAACCCUCUGGCACCCGACGGCAUGAUGACGCCCCCACCCAGCGAGAAGGCCACCGCAGGCGAGCGCGAGUACCUCAACUCUCCCGAGGAGAUACUCUACAUGCAGGUCUUCGUGGAGGAGGUCGGCGUCUGGAUGGACUCCCUGGACAAGGAGAAGCACUUCUCCCGUCUCAUCCCCUACCACUCCCUCAAGUCCCCCAUGCUCCUCAACGCCUUCCUCGCCUGCGGCGUCAAGCACCUGACGCUCGUCAACCCGGCCUACCAGGACGACAAGGCUCUCUUCUACUACGACACCGCGACCACCCAGCUUCUCCGCAGCCUCCAGAACCCGGACCGCAACACGGGCGAGUGCGCCACGACGGCCGUCGUGCUCAACGUGUACGAAAUCAUGUCCGAGAAGCCCGCCCAGCGCAUGAACCACAUCGCCGGCGCCCGCGCCCUCAUCCGCGAGUGCAAGUGGGACGCGAGGUCCUCCGGCAUCGGCGCCGCCUGCUUCUGGCUCAACAUCGGCAUGGAGGUCCUCUCCUGCCUGGCCUUCAACUGGCAGACGUCGUGGGACCCGGACUCGUGGGGUCUCGACAUGGACUUCGCCGCCGACGGCGCCAGCGCUUCCUCUGGUGACGGAUUCGGGUCGGAGGAACUGUGGGUUCACCGGAUCCUGUACAUCGUGGCCAAGAUUGCGAACUUCCGCGCCACGAUCCCCCGUUUCCAGGAACCAAGCCCGCACGACGAGCAGAUUCGUCUGGGCAACAGGCUGGCGCAGUGGCAGGACCUGAAGAGGUUGUGCGACAAGUGGAACAACGCGUGUCCGAGGACGAUGCAUCCGUUUGGAUACCUCUACCCAUCGCAGACCAACUCCAAGUCUGCCUUCCCCAAUGUCUGGCUCAUCAAACGCGCCGCGAUCAUCGGCCGCCUCUUCUACCACACGGCCCAGUGCCUCCUCGCCCAGACGAACCCGAUGGAACCAGGCAAGGCGUCCGAGGAGAUGCGCGCCCUGCAGCUCCAUCACGCCCACCAGGUCUGCGGCAUCGUCGCGCACACAAAGGACCGCGGCGUCGCCUCCGUCGCCAUCCGCUCCCUCGCCAUCGCCUCUGCCGUCCUCACCGACCCCCGCGAGCAGGAGGAGGUCCUCGACAUCCUCGACAAGAUCCACGCUGAGUCCGGCUGGCGCCUCGGCAAGAUCCACUCCGAGCUCAAGAAGACCUGGGGCUGGCCCAACGCGUCUGCCAGUCCCGCCGUCGACCCCAGAGGAGCGCCCGGAGGAGGCUCAAAGUUCUUCGCGACGACGGGGCCCCCCGGGAACCCGCCCGCGAUGGCGACAGCGGCGGCGAGCUCGCAGCCCGCGGGCACGAGCAGCUCGUCGUCGGCGCCAAUGAAAGCUCUCGUCAACCCCUUGAGCUUCGCCGACUUCUCCCUCCCGAACCACCCCUAUCAGAACUGGUACGAGCCGCCGAACCGGUCCAACUCAUAUAACUCCCAGACCUUCCUAUGA